AUGGCUCAGACCUCUCCGCCGGCCGUUCCUGUACUGAGGAGGACGGUAAAGGAUCUACCUGAGGAGGAAAAGCCUGCUAGAGGACAACUGGGACCGAGCCGACUGGAGACCAUCCCAGAGAGACCACAGCCACGGGAGAUGCAGAAGCAGGAAGAGGAAGAGGAGAUGCCUCUUUUUGGGCUCAAGGCGCCGGUAUGGCCAGAAGGGUAUCAUCCACCCACGAAGAAGAUACCGAGUGGUACGGUAACCUGCCUUUACACAUGGCCUCGUAUGAAGCUUGGAAAGGCGGUCGCUCAAUUCGUCGGGUUCACUCGCCAGUUGCUGCCUUGUGACGGUGACUACUCUCGCCUGCCCUCAUCAGGGAUGCUGUGGAAGACCCGUCCUCUCGAGCCGGUGGGUAUUGCUCUUAUAUCACUCCAGGCUUCUGCAAACGACAAGGAGGAGGAUACGUAUGUGAAUUAUUGGGGGCAGAAGAUGGUUGUGAAGGUAGCUGUGCUGAAGGCUGAGAAGGUGGAUAAGGCCUGGGUAGCUGCAUUGGAGAAGUCGAGAAGUUGCCAUACGAUAGCCGAUGAGAAAGUCCAGGAGAUGGAAUUGGCCAUUCCGGCCCAUAUCGAACUUGUUCAGAAAGGCCUUUUCAAGGGACUGGACGGAUCACAGGUGCGAGGAGACAGAACGAACUUCCCUCUUUUCAACGAUUACCUUAGCCAUCUCGAGCGCUACGGUCGGGGUGGGAGAAUUAAAGAUCCCUUCCGAGACUCCCGGCCCACUGAUGAUCGACAUGAGCGCUAUAACAAUAGCAUGCCCUCAGUCCUGGUGAGGUCUGAUAACGCUGCGGAGACGGCGCUGUUCGAGGAACGGGCGAGGCUAUGGGAUGCCUUGUCGAAGUGUGAUAUUGACGAGACCAUCACAGAGAGGUUCUCAUGUGUUCUUUGCAAGAAUGGUUGCCAAGGUCUCGGCCAGUUGGUGGAGCAUGUGACGUCAAAGGCGCAUACUAGUACGGCGGUCCUCUUCCAUAGUAGGGAUGCGGUCAUGACCUUGCCCAUCAAUGGCACUAAGGAUAAGGUUGUUAAGUUUGACGUGAAGGACUUGAGACACUGGAUUGAGAGCGCUCCGGGAAGUGGGGAAGCGACUGUGGCGGCCGGCGGUCGAGAGGUGGUAGAUGCAACAACGAUGGGAUAG
Messenger RNA from Perkinsus marinus ATCC 50983, 1179 nucleotides. RefSeq lists its product as hypothetical. Bases 1 to 1179 code for a protein of 392 amino acids. The record is from RefSeq and is a predicted model, not a curated record. The transcript has 5 exons. NCBI's taxonomy places the organism in Eukaryota, Perkinsozoa, Perkinsida, Perkinsidae.